This is a messenger RNA of Eufriesea mexicana, 2664 nucleotides long. RefSeq names its product fanconi-associated nuclease 1. The transcript is spliced from 6 exons. The record is from RefSeq and is a predicted model, not a curated record. Bases 1 to 2655 code for a protein of 884 amino acids. NCBI's taxonomy places the organism in Eukaryota, Metazoa, Arthropoda, Insecta, Hymenoptera, Apidae. Gene Ontology annotation, molecular function: 5'-3' exonuclease activity; 5'-flap endonuclease activity; flap-structured DNA binding. Gene Ontology annotation, cellular component: nucleus. Gene Ontology annotation, biological process: interstrand cross-link repair.
AUGUCACAGCAAACACAGAAAAUCAAUGAAGUACAUAAUGAUUGUUUAAAUGAUACAGAAAUGAUUCAAAAUAAUGACAAAAUAAUGAAUAGCAAUGAAUUAUUACAUGAAAAUGACUAUUUGGAAGAAGUAUCGCAACAUGAAAUUGGUAUGAAAUGUAAAUCACCAAUAAUUUAUACAUCAUCAAUGAAUGAAGUAAAAAAAAAAGAUUUAAGUAUAAAUGAAUCUUAUUUGAUAACAUCAAACAAAUUACAAAAUUUCUCAGAUUACAAUAAAAAAAUGUCACGAAAUGAAAUUAAUAUGCAAAAAACACCAAAAAGUAAAUUAAAUAGAUAUAUCAAAGCAUCAACAUCAAAGCAUAUUAAUGACAAUUCUUAUUCAAAUGAGAAAUUAAAAACUCCAAAUAAAAAUAACACUUCAUCAAAAAAUUCUAAUAAUUCAUUUUCUACACCUGAACAAUUAACUUAUAAUUCUAGACUAAAUCUGCAAGAAUUUACAUCACCAUCUGGUAAAUCUCCAAGAAUUGUAAGAAGAAAACUGUUUGAUGAAGUUAUUGAUAGUGACAUUAUAACUCAGGCUAUUGAAUAUAUGAAUUUAACAAAACAAGGUGUUAUUUCAUUAAACAAUUUUAAUAUGGAAGAAAUAUAUUCCAGAAGUACAUUUGAGUAUCAAUUUAAUAAAAUAAAUACUACAACUCCACUGAAAUAUAAGUUAAAUGAUAUAAGCUUAUGCGAUGAUUUGAAUUCAAAAAUCCUUUUUACUACUAUUUUCAAUGUAUUUUGUAAUCCUGUUAACUGUGGUUAUUUUAAUGAAAAUGAACUUGAUUUUAUAUAUUCUAUAAUUACCCUUCCAAUAAAUGCUCAAAUGCUGUUGGCAAGGAUGAUAAAAAGAAGUAGAAAAUGGUUUAGAAAAUGUAACAUAAAAUACCCAGAAAUAGGUGAAGAGUUAAAAGAUACUUUUGAAAUUCUUGUCUCACGAUCUAUUUGUACUUUUGACAUUAAAGAUGAACAGUUAUCUACAAUACUUGAAUUAUUGCAUGUAAAUGAAAUUCAGCAACUUUGUAAGAGCAUGAAAAUUAAUUUUAAAGGAAACAAAGAAAGUAAUAUAGAAAAAUUAAUAAAACUAUCAAAAACUAAACCAUUGUUUCCUGGAUUAAAGGCUCCACGUGAUACUUUAUAUGCUGCAAUAUUUAAUAUAUUAGGAUAUUGUGUAAGUGUAAGUGCUUUAACAUGGAAUACUAUUGAUAAGAUAAUAACAUUGUUAAUACCAAAUCAAUACCCCCAAAAAAGUAUAGCAGAUAUGUUUCAUAUGUUAUGUAAUAUUUAUUUAGGAAAAAUAGUGUUUCCCAAUAUUUCUAAGUGUUAUUUUCCAGUAUUUUCUAAUGAAAUACAUUUAACAAGUUAUAUAAAUGCUAAAUCUAUAUUAUUCACAAUGUUACAAUAUAUUGAAAAGAAAAAUUGGAAGGAAGUACAAAAGUAUGGAAAGUUAGCUAUGGAUAUAUUACCAAUGUUAUUGAAAGAUGAAUCCUCAAGAUUAAAACAUUCUGUGCUUCCUAUGCAUAUAAGAUGUUAUAUGCCAGGAUAUACAUGGAUGAAAAUACUUUCUACAAGCAUAGAGGCAUUUAAAAAAGAUAAAGAUAAGACGCGAGUAGUAGAAAUCUUAUUAUUUUUAUUAGAGCAAAACUGCCAUAUGAACAUGAAUAAAGGAAAAUGGUAUAAUGAAUUAGUGUCUAUUGAAAUGUAUUAUCAUAAAAACAUUGAAACAUCUGCAUCCUUUAUAACAAAAGCUUUAAAUAUAGAAAAUUUGACACAAGUAGAUAAAAUAAAUCUUAUGGAAAGAGCAAAAAAAAUUCUUAAGAAAAAGGUUGCAAUUAAACCAGUGACAAAAGUUAAUGUUAAUAAAGCACUAGCUAAUCAUAUUCAUAACAUGCCAAAGUAUGAACCAGUAUCUAUCACUAUAGAUGCUACAGGAAUGCAAAGAAAUACUACUCGAAGUAAAAGCAUUUGGUGUAUAAAAAAUGACACAGAAGGUCAAAGUUAUGGAUCAGUAGAAACUGUUGCAUUUAAUUAUUAUUGUGAACAAGGGUUUCCCAAUGGAUUACAUUGUGAAGGUGCAUUACCAAAUAUUCUCUUUUGUACUUUAUUUUGGGAGGAGUUAUAUGAUAUACAUAUUCCUGGAACAUUUGUAACAUCAUAUCAAGAAGCUCCAAGUGAUUUAUUUACAGAACAAUUUUAUGAAAAUAGAAAAGAGAAAAUAGAUCUGAAACUUCAAAUUGCUAGUAAUUUAAAUCUCGAAUCAUUAAGUUUCUUGAUGGAAGAAAAGUUCAUAAUACUUAGACAAUAUCAGUCAAUAAUGAUAUCAAACUUACAAAAUAAUUUACAAUUAAAGGAAAUAGUACAAUGUUUGGGAGUUCAAGGUGUGAUAGGAAUUUGUAAACGACUUAUUGACAACUUUAAACUUUGGAAAGCUGGUUUUCCAGAUUUAAUUGUAUGGAAUUAUGAGACUAAAGAACAUAAAAUUAUAGAAGUAAAGGGUCCCAGAGAUGUUCUUUCUACAAAACAACGAUUGUGGUUAGAGUACCUUCAUCAUCUUGGACUCAAUACUGAAGUAUGUUUAGUACGAGGUAAAUAUUAUGCCAUUAUAAUAUUUAUUUGAUGUUUGGAA